GUUUUUCUAUCCUGCCAUUCUCAUCCUUCAUCACCCUUUCUCUCUUGCUACUCUCUUCUUUCAUCAUCGCCCUUCUCGCUUGCUAAUCUCUUCUACUCUCUUCUUCCAUCACCAACCUUCUCACUUGCUACUCUCUUCAUUCUCUCCCAGCACCUCUUAAUAUAUAUCAAUUUUUUCAUUUUCAUGGAUAUUGAUUCAACAAAUCAAGAAAAUGUUGGUGUUUUCACCAAGUGGUGCAACAAGCUCAAUGAUUUUCCAAGAAAGUCUAAAAAGAAAGUUGGAGAAAUUGCUAAGAACACAAAGCAAAUUGGCAGUGAUGAUCCAAGAAAAGUUUGGCAUGCAUUUAAAGUGGGACUAGCUCUUAGCUUAGUCUCAUUGUUCUACUAUACAAAUCCACUAUUUGAUAACUUUGAUCAACCAGCAAUGUGGGCUAUCCUCACUGUAGUUGUCGUUUUUGAAUUCAGUGCUGGUGCAACUAUAUCAAAGAGCAUCAACAGAGGAUUUGGCACAGCACUAGCUGGUGCAUUGGGUCUUGGAGCUAAAUAUUUAGCUGAAUUGAUCGGGAAAGAACGGCCAGAUCCUGUAGUUCUUGAGGUUUUGGUCUUCAUUGUAGGUGUUUUAGGUACAUUUACCAGAUUUUACCCCCAUAUUAAGAGGAGAUAUGACUAUGGAACCAUGAUAUUUGUCUUGACCUUCAGCUUGGUUGCUGUCUCCAGUUACCGGACUGAGGAUCUUUUUCAGUUGGCUCACCGCCGGAUAUCCACCAUUCUUAUCGGCGUCUCGACUGUCAUGAUCAUCUCCAUGUUUAUUCGUCCUGUGUGGGCUGGAGACGAUCUUCAUAAGCUUGGUAGUACAAAUCUUGAAAAAUUAGCAAGCUUCUUGGAAGGUUUUGGAAGUGCAUAUUUUCACAAUUCUGAAAUAGAGAGUACUGAAGGUACCAGGAACAAUGAAAAGGGAUUUCUUGAAGGCUGUUCAAGUGUUCUUGGUUCAAAGGCCAAUGAGGAAUCUUUGGCAAAAUUAGCAUGGUGGGAGCCCCCUCAUGGAUAUUUCAGGCUCGGUUAUCCAUGGAAACUAUACUUGAAGAUUGGUGGCCGUGUUAGAAAAUGUGCUAGCCAUCUUCGCGCUCUUAGUGGCCAUUUAAACUCUAGAUCUCAGUCACCAACCGAAUUUGAGAGGAAAACAGAAGAAGCAUGCAAAAGAAUGAUCACGGAAUCUAGCAAAGCCUUGAAGGAACUUGCUUUGUCCAUUGAAACCAUGACACAACCUUUUUAUUGCAUAAUCCACAUUCGUAAUGCAAGAAAUGCCAUUGAUGACCUAAAACAAACACUAGGCACCUCAAAAAUCUUCUUCCGACACGACGAAUCGCGCGUCAUGGACUUCUUUCCGUCCGCAUCCGUCGUGUCAAUACUCGUCGAUGUCGUUAAGUGCAUCGACGAAAUCUACGAGGCCGUAGAGGAGCUUUCGGUCAAAGCACGUUUCGUGAGGCCUAGAAGGAGAGAGAGGAGGAGGAGAGAUUUGUGUUCGACCGAAGCGGCCGUGGAGAGAUCGCCCCCACCGCCACCUCGGUCGCGCGGGUCGCAGAUACUGCACCGUGGGAUCGUGAAUCCUAUCAUGGAGGAUGAUGACUUGGAGGGAGAUGAUUUUGUUACGAUCGAGAUAGGUGACAAUGUAGAAUCAAGAGAGAGAGUGGUAGUGGAGGAAGAAGAGGAGAAUCGAGUGAAUAAUCCAAUAAAUGCCAGUAAGGGAGAAUGUGUUGUUAUUGGGAUACGUGGAAGCACUAAAACUGCAAUAGUGGAAGAGAAGAAAGGAGAAUUUACAAACUUAGCCGAUAUAAAAUUUUAUGACAGCAACACUCAAAUUCUCAAAUCCGCAUUGGUGACUGCGACAGCAAUAGUGGAAGAGACAAAGUUGGGUGAUAGCACUUUAUUUUUUGAACCAAAUGCGAUUGGGGUGAAAUACGCAGGGAGAAGAGGAUUAUCGGAAAUAGAGUAUUGUAAAUAA
Lycium barbarum (goji berry) is the source of this 2001-nucleotide messenger RNA. Its product is annotated as aluminum-activated malate transporter 8-like. The record is from RefSeq and is a predicted model, not a curated record. Gene Ontology annotation, biological process: malate transport. The coding region runs from base 184 to 2001 and encodes 605 amino acids. NCBI's taxonomy places the organism in Eukaryota, Viridiplantae, Streptophyta, Magnoliopsida, Solanales, Solanaceae. Gene Ontology annotation, cellular component: plant-type vacuole membrane. The transcript has 6 exons.